Messenger RNA from Naegleria gruberi, 2343 nucleotides. RefSeq lists its product as uncharacterized. Lineage: Eukaryota; Heterolobosea; Eutetramitea; Acrasida; Naegleriidae. The transcript has a single exon. The record is from RefSeq and is a predicted model, not a curated record. Gene Ontology annotation, molecular function: protein binding. Bases 1 to 2343 code for a protein of 780 amino acids.
AUGAUGAUUAACACUAUUAUUGAUGAUGAACGCUCAAUGACUUCUUCACCAUCCAUUCUUUCCAAAUCAUGUUCAAGUGAAAACUUUUUGCAUAAUCACAAUAGUGUAUCAACCAUCAACAAUAAUAGAAACAUUGAACAACAAUCUGUUAGAAAUCCAAGUAAUUCAACCUGGUCAUUCUCCAAUUUCCUAACUCAAUUCAAUAUGACUAAUGCAUCUGGUCAAUCAAAGCAACAAGCACACUCAACUGUUCAAUUCGUCCAAAGACCAACGACUUCGGUCACAACUUUGGAAGAUGUUGUCCUCGUUGACUUCAAUCAUUUGCCUGAAGAAAUUCUUCAACACAUUCUCUACUAUUUUACAAGAGAAGAACUCUUGUUGUGUACUUGUAGAAUCAACUCUACCUUCUACAGAUUGUCAACCAAUAGAGAAUUGUGGUGGCAUCACACUUUUGUGAAUAAUCCAAACUAUAUUCACAAAUCUAAAUCUGAUUCUGAUUUUUGCAGUCAAUAUGUAGAACCAUCCAGUACUGUCAUGUAUAGCAGCUCUUACAUGAAGAGAAUUCAACACAUUUUCAAAGUUUCAACCGGCUGUCAACAAUCUCCAAAGCAAGUUUACAAACUCAUGUCUAUCAAUCCACAUUGUGAAAAAGAUUCCAUGAUGAUUGAUGAAUUCAGUGGUGUGAAGAAGAUUCUAUCACCUGAACUUCAACUCAAUCUUCACUCAAGCACUCCAAAGAUUACAACCAUUGAUUGUAUCAAUUAUUUCCUCGAAGAAAAGCUCACCACUCAAAAGCCAAGAGUUUCCAAAUCUUCCAAAAAUUCCAACUCGAAUCAAAUCGUAUCUGAAGAUGCCUCAUUGACCAAUUCAUUGAAUGGAAUCAUCACUGGUGAUACUCAAUCAGAUAUUGCUGCAUCCAUCACUGAUUAUUUCUUUGGUAGUUUGGGAGGUGAAUGGGCCCCUGUGCCUCCACAUAAAAUCUUCCCUCGUUACAGACAUACCAUGACUGUAAUUCCAUCCAAUAGUGCCACUCCAAAUGUAAUGAUCAUUGGUGGUAUUUUGAAUCCAAGGCAAAUGCAUGCAGACUCACCAGAGAAACAAGGAAUCUACACCAUGAAUGCCAUGUUUGUUCCUGGAAAGUGGAAUUUCGAAGUGCCAAAGAAUCAUGAAGUUGGUUGUCAGAGAAUUUCAGCUGAAGAACUCGUAGCUAAAGAAGAAAUUCCAGUUUCCAAUUGCAAUCUUCCUCAAAUGUUUGGUAAGCAUUCUGCUGUUUAUGCUCCAUCCAUCAGAUCGGUUGUUGUUUUUGGUGGUGCAUACGAAGAUUCGAAUGUGUCCAACGACUUGUACGUGGUCAAACUCACUGACGAAUAUUUCAAUUCCAGAUUCUGCUCUUCACACUCCUCAUUCAAACAAAGACCAACAACAUCCACUACCACAACAAGUAAUAGCAGCACGAGAUAUCACAACCAAAGAAGAAUGUCCACCUCAAGAAGUGUUCCAUCCCAAUUGAAUGAAUUGCAACAAGUUGAGCCACCUUCCAAUAAUAAGGUCUUGUUCGAUUGGAAAAAGAUUGUUUGCCCAAAUACCAAGUCAACCAAAAUUGAAUGGCCAGCUCCAAGAACUAAUCACUGCUCAGUCAUGAUCAAUGAUCGUACCAUGAUUGUUAUUGGUGGUGGUAUUGGACCUAACAUGAUUCCAACCAAUGAAGUUUGGUGUUUGGAUGUUGUUACAAUGAAAUGGACAAACUUGACCUCAAUCUUGGAAAAGAAUAAGGAAUCUGACACAUUCACUCCAAGACUUGGUUUUGCAGCAACUCUUGUCAACCAACACUCCAUUGUUUGUUAUGGUGGAGGAUAUUGGGUUCAAAAUAAUGCAAACGACAAGUAUUGGAGAGAAUCUUACAAUGAUGUCUUUGUCUUGGAUUUGCAAUUGAUGAAAUGGACAAAGAUGCAAACUUCUGGUGACGGUCCAACAGCUGGCACAUUCCCAUCCUUCUCACCUUCAUUGAUUGGUACUCAUUGGUAUAUUAUUGGUGGUGGAAUGCUUUGGGAUGUCUCUUCGAGCAUUUAUCAACUCAAUACUGUGAAUUGGACUUGGUCGAAAGUUGGCGAAAGUUUUGGAGCUGACAGCAGUUGUCUUGUCAACUUGACAAUGUAUCAAGGCAAGAAUAAGGCACAAACCAAACUAAUUCAUUGUGGCGGUUACAGAUACGAACCACUCCUAGAUGCCAAAGUCUUCUCAGUCAACUGGAAAGACGAAAUGGACAAAUUAAGAAUGGAUUCCAUUAAGAUUGAACACAACCCAACCAGAAAUCGUAGAAACUCUACACUCUUCCUCAAAUAA